GUGGCUAACUCCGUUUCCAGCCGAAACCAAGGGCUGAUGCACCCGGGUGUAACCAAGAGGCUAAGGUUAGGCUAGUUAGACCAGAUGUAGCUAGUUAGCUUUAGAUUCUUGGCGUACGCAGCUUUAGAAUGAACACCGUGCACACGACUAUUGAGGAAUACUAAUGAAACGACUCGGCGUGACGUUAUUUUACCAUCGCUGUUUUGUUGUCGUGAACGUUUCGUGUUUAUUUGUUUUCACUCUUAGCGGUCCCGUUUUGGUCAGUUAGCUGGUUAGCCACCUCAGCUAGCGUAUGGGUGUCAAAGUUAGCCGUGACUUCACCGGGUGUCUGAUUGCCUGAUCUCAACAUUUUGGACACGUCAAGGUUCCUCAAAUCUGUGUGUUGAUUUUGGGGGCUGUGAUGUCGGAGCCCAAGACCCCCACUCCAACCCCUGCUGGUGACACAUACAAAGGAUGGGUAUUCAAGUGGACAAAUUACAUCAAGGGAUAUCAGAGGAGGUGGUUUGUCCUGAGCAAUGGGUUGUUGUCGUACUACAGGACUCAGGCGGAGAUGGGCCACACAUGCAGGGGCACCAUCAACCUGGCUACGGCGACCAUCACUGUGGAUGACGCCUGCAACUUUGUCAUCUCCAAUGGGGGAGCACAGACGUAUCACCUUAAAGCCAGCUGUGAAGUGGAACGCCAACGCUGGAUCACGGCUCUAGAGCUGGCCAAAGCCAAAGCAGCCCGCAUGCAGGCUGAGUCAGAUGACUCUGGGGACGACUUCUCUCCAACAUCCAACCCGGUGGUGCCUGGACAAGGCGGUGGGUCACAGAAUUCAGAAGUCCAGUCGGCUCUCCGAACAUUAGGCAGCAAAGUGGAAGAUCUGAGCACCUGCAAUGACCUGAUCUCAAAGCACGGCUCUGCUCUCCAGAGGUCAUUAUCAGAACUUGACAGCUUACGCCUGACUGGAGAGGCGGGGGAUAAGAUCCGUCAGGUGACAGAGAGGGCCACACUAUUCCGCAUCACCUCCAAUGCAAUGAUUAAUGCAUGCCGAGACUUCCUCACAUUGGCCCAGGCCCACAGUAAAAGAUGGCAGAAGGCGCUCCAGGCAGAACGAGAGCAGCGCGUGAGGCUGGAGGAGACGCUGGAGCAGCUCGCCAAGCAGCACAACCACCUGGAGAGGGCGUUCCGGGGCGCGGCACAGGCCAACGCCACCACAGACAAUAAAAGUUCUACUGGGCCAGGAAAAGGCGAAGCAAGUGACGAAGAUGACGACAAUGAGUUUUUCGAUGCCAUGGAGGAAGCGCCGGAGUUCAUCACCGUACCUGCAGAUCCUCAGUUUCACAAACGAUCAAGCAGCAACGUCAGUGGUUUCAACAGUGAAAUGUGCCCUGAUGAUCAGUCGCUAAAUGAGGAGCCUCUAGCAAUGAACCAGGAGUCCCCAUCAGAGCUGGUUCCCUUAAAAAAGAGGAGGACUCGCAUCCCAGACAAACCCAACUACUCUCUAAACCUUUGGAGCAUCAUGAAGAACUGCAUUGGCAAAGAGCUGUCCAAGAUUCCAAUGCCUGUUAACUUCAAUGAGCCUAUUUCAAUGCUGCAGCGGUUGUCGGAGGAUCUGGAGUACCAUGAGCUGCUGGAUAAGGCAGCCAAGUGCCAGAGUUCUUUGGAGCAGAUGUGUUACGUGGCCGCCUUCUCCGUGUCCUCGUACUCCACCACCGUCCACCGCACAGGGAAGCCCUUCAACCCGCUGCUCGGCGAAACAUACGAGCUCGACCGCAGGAGAGAGAGCGGAUACCGAUCCCUAUGUGAGCAGGUGAGCCACCACCCUCCUGCAGCAGCGCAUCACGUGAUCUCUGAUCGCGGUUGGACUCUGAGGCAGGAAAUCACAGUCGCUAGCAAGUUCAGGGGAAAAUAUCUCUCCAUCAUGCCUUUAGGGACAAUUCAUGCAAUCUUUGAAAAGAGCAACAAUCACUACACAUGGAAGAAAGUAACCACAACGGUGCACAACAUCAUUGUGGGAAAACUGUGGAUCGAUCAGUCUGGAGAGAUCGAUGUAGUGAACCACACCACCGGAGACCGAUGCCAUCUGAAGUUCGCCCCCUACAGCUACUUCUCCAGAGACGUGGCUAGGAAGGUGACAGGUGUGGUGAUGGACAAGGACGGGAAAGCCCACUACGUUCUGUCUGGGACAUGGGAUGAGAAGAUGGAGUUCUCCAGGGUGAUGCAGAGCAGCCGUGGAGGAGAGAACGGCACCGAAGGCAAACAGAAGACGGUUUAUCAAACCCUCAAAGCCAGAGAAGUGUGGAGGAGGAACCCGCUCCCUGAGGGAGCAGAGACCAUGUACUACUUCACUGCCUUGGCGCUGUCCCUGAAUGAGCAGGAGGAGGGGGUGGCGCCCACCGACAGCCGGCGCCGUCCGGACCAACGGCUGAUGGAGGACGGCCGCUGGGAAGAGGCCAAUGCUGAAAAGCAACGGCUGGAGGAGAAACAGCGUAGCGCCCGGCGUGAGAGGGAGAGGGAGGCGGCCAACCAGCGCACGGCCAGCCAAUCAGAAGAAGCUGUCGAUGAGGACUCUAUUACUGAUUCAUCCUUAAAAUACGCACCUCAUGACACCUACAAGGCGCUUUGGUUUGAGCGCUGCGAGGACCCGAUAACAGGUGAACAGGUUCACAUCUACCGGGGAGGAUACUGGGAGGCCAAGGAGCGUGGCAGCUGGGAGGGCUGCGCUGACAUAUUCUGACCUCGGCAUCGUACUGCUAAGUGCCCAGACGAGCCUCGAUCCAUCUGAGCUGCUCCGCCCACCGCCACAGACGGCCAUUACAAAGCCCCACCCCCUUGACUUGGAUGCCUGCCUCCCUCCAGUGACUCUCUGUUCUAGGAGAUCUUCAGGACGGGCUGAUCCACGGGGGGAACAGGGCUUUCCCUCCUGGCCUUUCCUCAUCAUUUUGGUUCUUAUGAGUCUCAGCAUCCUCUUCCUCCUCCUCCUCUUCCUCCCCUUUAGCUGUCAAACUCUAAUGCUGUAGUGCUUCGACUCCAAACGGGACGAGCACAAAAACGAGGAGGACCAAACAGGCAAUGCUUCCAAACCUCUCAUCCUUUAGUCUCUGAGGGGUUCCAUGUCUCCUCCUCUGUUGUGAGAUCAUGUAGUGUUCCUGUUGUCGCUCACAGCAUCCCAUGCUUCGGUAAAACUCUAAAAAAAAAUGGGUAAGACCUGGUUAAUAUAUAGUACAUUUAUAUAUCUAAAUAUAUGAUUAAACUAAUUUCAUUCAAAUGUCAACUGGUGGCCUUCAAGACCUUAGCGAAUAUUUCCUGUUUCUCUCUGAUUUAGUGUCUUAAUGUGAUGAUGUGAAGGUUCUAGUGUGUAUGACUGCAUAUCUGUUCUUCCAAACAAACUAAAAAAAAGGUUACUCACAAACUCGUUGACCCUUGAAUUUACGCCUCUUAGAUACCAUCUUUUUCAUUUAGGACUCGACUCAUGGUUAAAACACUUAUCCCUUCACCUUCGAAAGGAGCAAGUCAAGUAUCAGAGGGAAAAAAUAUAAAAAAAACCCUCUCGCAUUAGUGCAGUUUUAGUCACUAACUAUUAUUAAAAUCACCCUUUUACACUGUAUGUGGAGCCAUUUGACAUAACGUUGUCAAUUGUUUUUGUUUUUUUUGUUUUUUUAUUAAAUGGGGAUACUCGGUGCGAUGUUGUGUCGAGCAUAACACAAACAAUUGAGCAAACACAACAGAAGUAAAUGUCACACCACAGUGUAUUUGAGUUCAUACAUAUGCAAGUACAUUUUGACACCAAAAACAUGGAUUAUAGUGUGUGUGUGAGUGUGUGUGUGUGUGUGUGUGUGUGUGUGUUGAAUAAUUAUGUUUGUAAGUGUACUUAAAAAUGAAGAAUAAAGAAACAAAGAUUUUAAAAGCAGUGCAAAUAACUAUGAUUUUAUAAAUGUAUAGAAAUUCACAUUAUAGUACUGAUAACUGUACGGUAUGUAGGGUUUUUCUUGUACUUUUCUUUUGAUUCCUCAUAGUAAUGGGGGAGGCCUGUCUUCAUUUUCAGAAAAAAGGGAGUUUCCAUACUGACUUAUAAAAGAGACAUGACAUUGUGCAGUAUUUUGUAUUAAAGAAAAAAAAAUCUGUAAUAAACAAAUGCUGUGAUGUCAAUUG
Messenger RNA from Sphaeramia orbicularis (orbiculate cardinalfish), 4137 nucleotides. RefSeq names its product oxysterol-binding protein 1-like. The record is from RefSeq and is a predicted model, not a curated record. Bases 401 to 2722 code for a protein of 773 amino acids. Gene Ontology annotation, molecular function: sterol binding. Lineage: Eukaryota; Metazoa; Chordata; Actinopteri; Kurtiformes; Apogonidae. Gene Ontology annotation, cellular component: cytosol; plasma membrane; perinuclear endoplasmic reticulum. The transcript is spliced from 17 exons.